This is a messenger RNA of Scomber japonicus (chub mackerel), 666 nucleotides long. RefSeq names its product fibroblast growth factor 20-like. Gene Ontology annotation, molecular function: fibroblast growth factor receptor binding; growth factor activity. Gene Ontology annotation, cellular component: cytoplasm. Gene Ontology annotation, biological process: positive regulation of cell population proliferation; positive regulation of gene expression; positive regulation of protein phosphorylation. NCBI's taxonomy places the organism in Eukaryota, Metazoa, Chordata, Actinopteri, Scombriformes, Scombridae. The coding region runs from base 1 to 666 and encodes 221 amino acids. The record is from RefSeq and is a predicted model, not a curated record. The transcript has 3 exons.
AUGGGGGCAGCAGCCGAGGUUGGGAGCUUCAACGGAUUUCUGGACAGCUUUGGUGGCGCUCCGGCUCCCGUUGGCUCUCAUUUUGUUCUCACCCCAGCCGGGGCGGUGGACUCGGUGACCGGACUGAUGAUGGGUGGACAGGGGCAGCAGCAGGAUCACCUGGUGUCCGCGGAGAGGCUGUCCCGGAGCCUGGCCGACCUCAGCCAUCUGAAAGGGAUUCUAAGGCGGCGGCAGCUCUACUGCAGGACCGGCUUCCACCUGGAGAUCCGUCCUGACGGCACCGUGCAGGGCACUAGGAAAGACCACAGCAGAUUCGGUAUUUUGGAGUUUAUCAGUCUAGCAGUGGGACUGGUCAGCAUCAGAGGAGUGGACAGUGGCCUCUACCUCGCUAUGAACAGCAAGGGGGAACUGUAUGGAUCGGAGAAGUUGUCAGCAGAAUCAGUUUUUAGGGAGCAGUUUGAAGAAAACUGGUACAACACCUACUCCUCCAACAUCUACCGGCACGGAGACAAAGGUGCAUUUUACUUUGUUGCUCUAAACAAAGAUGGGACAUCCCGGGAUGGAACAAGAUCGAGGCGGCAUCAGAGGUUCACUCACUUCCUACCAAGGCCCGUAGAUCCGGACAGGGUACCGGAGCUGUACAGGGACAUACUGGGCCAGAGCUGA